GGCCCUGUAUUCCAUUAUCUGAUUGUCUAUGUCAUCCGUGCUGAAAUGUCAAAAAUUGAUUGUGAAUACACACAUUUUCAAAAUUAAAAGUACAUCAACAGUCACAAACAUGUCCAAGGGAUUUAUCACGAAUUUAUGUACCAAGGGACCUCCACGGUCCGAUCAGUCCAUUUCGUUACAAGAAUCUGUUCAUAAUACUAGUUUUUGUUCCCGUCCGAAUUCCAUGAAUUCUGGAAACAGAAUUCCUUGCUCCCAACAUCAUAUGAUCCAGGUUUGUCAGAUACCCAGUUUCUGCACAGAAAACAAAACAGUCUCUAAACACAAAUCAAGGACCAGAAGUAAGAGCCCUGGUAAUUCACAAAAGAACAAGAAAUCCGUUACGUUCCCUGAUCAAAAUUGGGCAACUGUCUUUCGGACAAAUUCUGUUUAUUCGGGUAAUGACAUGGGAGACAAUCAAGUGAUUGACAUACAUUAUGCUGAACCGAAACGAACUUGUUCAUGUGUUUCCAAUGGAACCUCGUUCAAAAAUGGUUGUGUAAUUAAGUCUCGCAGCAGACUGCAAGUUUCUAACUCAUCUCCAAUUCAUGCUCACGUUGUCCAACAAUCCAUCUGUCCAGAGCAGCUAACAGGUCUCAAGAACGAAAUAGAAAUCGUUAGAACUCAGUUGGAAAAAAUGGCUAAGCCAGAUCCAGCGAAUCUGGUAGGUAAAGGGGAACCUGAACAAUAUGCCCAGCUCAAAUCAGAAAAUAAGCACCUGAAGCGGGAGCUGGAGCUGAAAAGAAAGUUGUAUUUGGCCACCCUCCAAGACGUGGAAAGAGCCAAGGACAUCUUGAGCGACUAUGAAAAAAAAGUAGCUUUAUUGCAUGACCAAGCGGUGAAAUCUUCCAAAAUCAUGAAGCAAAGUAAAGAUAAAUUCUGUAAAUGCGUGAAGGAGAAGGAAAAAAUAAUCAAAGAGCUCAAAGACAGUAAUGCCGACUUGCUCCAUUCCAUCAGAGAAAAAGAGAUAAAAUAUGUGGAGUUGAAUAAGACUUUCGGGAGUUUACAAAGCCUUCUACAUGAAAAUAGUGAACAACACGCCAAUAACAAUCAAAACUUCUCAGAAGCAAUCAAAACUCUGCAAAAACAACUAGACACUUCGUUGAAGGAAACAGAACAAUAUAAAGACGAAGUUAAGAAACUUGAAGAGCAACUAAUUAAUUUUGAAUGUAAAGUGUGCGAAAGACUAGAAGCGAAGGCUAAAAAACAAAAGGAAAAAUUCGACUCUCGAAUGAAAGAACAAGAACAAAAAGAGUCAUCUUUGAAUCAAAAAAUAUCUGAACUGUCUUCUCAAGUAGAGGUGGCACAUAACCAAAAAUCAUCGUACGAACAAUUACAAAAUGAAUUCAAUGAGUUGCAGGCCAAAAUAGAACAAUAUGAAACAUUAGGAUCGAGAUAUAAUUUCCUCGAAGAGAAAUACCAAGAGCAGUGCUAUCUAGCCGUAGAGAAAGAGCGUGACUUCGAGAGAGAUCGAGGCGAACUCAAAAAAUUGGUGGACGAACUCACAGAUGUUAUUAAACAAAACAAGGCAACGGUUUUGCAAUUGUCCGACAUUAAUAAACAACAGGAGGCGCUGAUUGCCUCUCAAAGUGCAAUUUUACUCGAAAAGGAUGAAAAAAUGAAGAUGGCCGAAAGUGAAAUUGAGAUGUUGAGGACAAAGAGUGAGCAACUUGAGGAGGAAAUAUACGAUCUGAAAAAAGCCUUGGAUGGCCCUUGUUCGAAAAAUGCCUGCCUUUCCUUAUCAAAGGAACUAGAGGAACUGAGGAUUGCCUUGGAAAUCGAGAAAGACAAUAAACUAGUGAAAGAAAAAAUAAUCGAGGAUCAAUCUCAGACGAUCACGGGUUUGCAAGUUCAGAUGAAAGAAAAAUUGAGAGAGCUGAGCAUCGCAAAGCAAGAGAGUAACGUUGCUGAGGAAGAAAUAAUGAAGAUCAACGAUGAUUUGAUGAUGAAGCAUCGAGAGCUGGAAAGAGAGAUGCACGAAAAGGAACAUCUAAUGCAAAAACUGAAGAAACUCGAAUAUCAGAAAUCCGCUCUCAGCAAAGAAAUGAGUGAUCUGGAAAUACUUCUGCAAAACUACUGCGAGGAAAGAGAAUGCGAUGAGGAUCAACAGCAGGCGAUUCAGGACAUCCAGAAACAAGUGGCAGAGCAAAAAAGAGAAUGGGAAAAACAGAAAGCCUUGCUGGCCGACGAGAAGGAGAAAGCUGUCAACGCUGCCAAAUUCGCGACUCAGAAAUUGCUGGACACUGUUGCCGAUUUUCAAAGGCAGGUUGAAGCACAGAAGAAGGUGCAAGUGAUGCUGACGAGAAUGCUGCACGAUAAAGAAGAACAACUGAAGAUGGUACAGCUCAAGAUGUCUUCCAUCAAUUCAAUAACUGCCGAUAGAGAGAAAGAUUAUCCUCUAGAUGAAAUAUACAAAAGGAGCAGGAGUUUCGACCUAUCCAAUCCUGCCACGACCACUUCAGUUUACUCUUCUUGUUCUAACUGUUCCAAGUGUAAACCAACUUGUCAGAAAAAUGAUCUGGUCCAGCUUUUCGAGAUGCUGACAAGAACUGAAGAGCCAAGCAAGGACAGUUGAUAUUACAUUUUAUUUAAUAUUUAUCAUUUUUACUCUACCUAUGAAAUGUUUAGAAGGAAAGACGAAGAUGAUUUCCCAAUGUCCUUUCACUUCUUUCAAGCAAUUUAUUGAUGGCCAUGAGAUUUUACUUUAUUCAUCAGGUUCAAACUGGUCCCAAAAAUAUUUUCAAAAUAUCGUGCUAUAUCUUUUAUUGAUGUUAUGAAUUGAUUACGAUUUAAUAAAAUCACAGUUGGGUCUAAAUAUUGAA
Phaedon cochleariae (mustard beetle) is the source of this 2858-nucleotide messenger RNA. The record is from the annotation of a GenBank genome assembly. Lineage: Eukaryota; Metazoa; Arthropoda; Insecta; Coleoptera; Chrysomelidae.